Molecule: messenger RNA, 216 nt
Organism: Babjeviella inositovora NRRL Y-12698
Lineage: Eukaryota; Fungi; Ascomycota; Pichiomycetes; Serinales
Exons: 1
Coding region: 8-196 (62 amino acids)
Source: RefSeq, a predicted model, not a curated record
CCACGAAAUGCACCAGACGCAGUUUUUACUGAGUCCAUAUGUAUGCCAUUUUACUUCGCCUACCCACCUUUUGGACCCUCCCUCUUGGUGCUGGAAAUUACCUCCACUGCUCUAUUUCGUACCACCAUUUACAUGUAGGGCUGGUAAACGUGAGCAUGCAGAUGAAAAAUUUAUGGGAAAAGAUUUUUUCUCAUAGGCCUAUAAAUUCAAAGCAAG